Filobasidium floriforme is the source of this 2040-nucleotide messenger RNA. Its product is annotated as Alpha/Beta hydrolase protein. NCBI's taxonomy places the organism in Eukaryota, Fungi, Basidiomycota, Tremellomycetes, Filobasidiales, Filobasidiaceae. The transcript has 16 exons. The record is from RefSeq and is a predicted model, not a curated record. Bases 95 to 1729 code for a protein of 544 amino acids.
GCUAUAUAGAGUAAGCUUACCGACAAGAGCCAUCGAGCGUGGCCAUUUACAGUAGUGACGCUUUGACAACCUGAUAGGAUACAUUAGAACAGCGAUGUUGAGCCUCAGUUGUCUUCGCGUCUUGCUGCUCGGUCUUGCGGUCACCACCUCGGAGGCUAUUCCGGCUGGUCGAAGGAAUACCGAUUCCAAUUCGACCGUCGACCUGGGAUAUGCGGUAUACCAAGGAUCUGUCAACUCAAAGACCAACGUCCAGUCGUUCAAGGGGAUCCGAUAUGCCGCUCCUCCUCUUGGUGAACUUAGGUUCCGAGCGCCUGAACAACCUCUCGCUGCUCAAGGUAUUCAAGAUGCAACAACCUUCGGGUCUCAAUGUUUCCAACAAGGCGUAGGAUCUCGAUAUGCCAACCAGACGGCCGCCUUGACAGCCGCCCGGGCUGGGUUGAACGGAUCGUCGGAGGACUGCCUGUUCUUGAACGUCUAUGCACCGAAUGGAGGGAAUGGGCAGGGGUUGCCGGUGAUGGUCUGGAUUCACGGAGGAGGUUACACCUUGGGCGCAAGCAACACUUUCGAUCCUGCCUACUUUUACACUCGACCGCAGUCGGACUACGUCAUUGUCACUAUCAACUACAGGUUGGGCGUGUUCGGUUUCCUUGCCGGACAAGAAGUCAAGGAUGGAGGCGCUCUGAACGCCGGUAUUCUUGAUCAACAAGCCGCAUUGCAGUGGGUACAGGCACAUAUCGACAAGUUCGGUGGCAACCCAGAAGACGUUACGCUGUAUGGAGAAUCUGCCGGUGCGGGUAGCAUUCUCCAGCAUAUCGUCGCGAAUGGAGGCAACACCCAACCUCCCCUUUUCGUCGGCGCGAUCGCGUCCAGCCCGUUCGAACCUCCUCAAUUCUACUACAACGACACGGUCCCUCAGGGUGUUUACCAGUCCUUGGUCGACUCGGUCAGCUGCACCAACUCGAAUGAUACCCUCGAAUGUCUGAGAGAACAGGAUGCGGCGAAUCUGGCGACGGAGGGCUUGCUCAUCAUCAACCAACAAGAGCCUGGCGAUUUCCUAACGGUUCCCGUCAUUGAUGGAGAGUUCAUCACUGAUCGCCCUCUUGAAAUCCUGAGGAGCGGCCAGUUCAACGGGAAAUACCUCUGGUCGCACCGUAACUUUAACGAGGGUAUCGUCUACGGAGGAAGCAGCUUUGUCCCCACCAAUAUCGGCUCGAACGUGACUCUGCAGGAGCAAUACCUGAACCGCUCGAAGCCCGAGUUAUCGGCCUAUCAGCAGGCUCAGUUGAUCGAUGUCUACGACGCGCAGACGUUCGGGUCGGUCCAAGUCGCUACCGAAAAGCUAUACAGCGAUGGUACUUUCGGCUGUCAAUCCGUUUGGAUGGCUCGCGCAUUCCAGAACCAGUCCUACAUCAGCUACUUGGUCAUUCCCGGGUUCGGCGUCCACGGUGGAGAUCUUGCAUUCUCCUGGAACGCGCCUCAACUCUUGAACAUGUCCGCGGCUUAUGCCGGAGAGACCCAGGCUUAUACGGAUAACAUCAACUCGUUCGUCGUCAACCAUAAACCGCUGAACAGCGACUGGAUUGCAUUCGACGAUGCCAACCCGACGAACUUUGUCUGGAACGUCACCCAGGGAACACUGGCACCUGAUAACGAAGUCAGGCCGCUCGAUCAAGGGUUCUUGGGUCGUUGCCAGUUGUGGUCGGACCUCGCUCCUACGUUGCCCUUGUAAAGCAGCGAUUGCCAGUCGAAAGAUUCCGGUCGACGUCCCGGCAAGAGUGGAACGGGAACGUAGUUGAUCGCGAGAGCGAGGGGAAAAAGUCGCAGUCCCGGAUGAAACAACCAAAAAAAUAUAUAAUCGGUAUCGUGAACUGUGUGGAGGUCAUAAGUUACAACAAGACGGUCAUAAUUACACCUCGCCUAUAGCUAUAGUAUGCCCAGGAAAGAUGUGGAAAAAAGUCUCCUAUUCCGUUUGUAGGACGUUAUAAACUUGAUGUCGUUUCCGGUAAAAUUAUGCGAAAUGAUGAUUCGAUGUUCGCGAAA